Messenger RNA from Didymella exigua CBS 183.55, 2308 nucleotides. Its product is annotated as UEV-domain-containing protein. The transcript is spliced from 5 exons. Gene Ontology annotation, molecular function: ubiquitin binding. NCBI's taxonomy places the organism in Eukaryota, Fungi, Ascomycota, Dothideomycetes, Pleosporales, Didymellaceae. Bases 258 to 1976 code for a protein of 572 amino acids. Gene Ontology annotation, biological process: protein transport; protein modification process; endosome to lysosome transport. Gene Ontology annotation, cellular component: ESCRT I complex. The record is from RefSeq and is a predicted model, not a curated record.
CCAAUCUGCAACCACCAAUCUGCAUCUACAAUCACGAAUCUACAAGCACCAAUCUACAAUCACCAAUCUACAAGCACCAAUUUACAAUCACCAAUCUACAAUCACCAAUCUACAAUCACCAAUCUGCACAGUAUUAUUGGACCUCGUGGUGCAGAGGUUCAAUCAAACAUUCAGAGAGAGCAGCGACCCUUGGCGGAUCCAAUUAACCCAGAGCUCGUGAUCGGCGGAGAGGUCAGCUUCCCCGCGAGCACCUCCAAAUGGCUGUGCCCGAGACAACGCUGAACUGGCUGUACAGCGUCCUGACCAGCAACUACACCGACGUCAACCGCACAUAUCACGACGCAACCGAGGCGCUCUCCUACUACCCGUCCCUCUCGGUGCGCACCGACGUCUACACAUACGAGAACGGAGCGCCACACCUCCUGCUCAACCUCACCGGGACGCUGCCUGUCACAUUCCGCGGCGCCGCCUAUGGCUUCCCGGUGGCAGUGUGGGUGCCCUACGCCUACCCACGCGAACCGCCCAUUGUCUAUAUCAAGCCGGACCAGGACAUGCUGGUGCGCUCCGGGCAGUAUGUAAGCGGCGACGGCAGGGUGUACCACCCCUAUCUGGCGCAAUGGGCCAAGUAUUGGGAUAAGUCGACCCUGUUCGACCUGCUCGCCAUCCUGCGCGACGUCUUCGCGAAAGAGCCUCCCGUUCGGACACGGCAGCGGCAGCCGCCGUACAGUGCGCCCGCGCAGCAAGGUCCUCCGCCUGUGCCUCCGCCGCCCGUCGAGUACAGACGACCAGUGCAAGGCGCACAAGGCCCUGCGGCCUCACCGGGCCCCUCUCAAGGACCACCCGCUCCGCCGCCAAAGCCGCCGAAGCCGUUUGAGCAGCACACACAGGCACCGCACCCGCAGAGCGACCGAUACUCGCAGCCGCCCCCGCUCCCACCGCAUCCGCCGCAGCGAGGAAGCUACGACAUCAGCCCAGUAGCGCCAGUGUCGCACGAUGCACGGCAGCGCGUUCAAUCACAACACAUCCAGCCUCCAUCAUACGGGCCCGGAAGUCCCGUCAGCCCAAUGGCUCCGCCGGGACAGCAUCAUGCAUCCGGCUUUGCAAGGCAGGCGCCUCCACAGCAGCCUUUUGCGAACGCUCUGCCACCGCAACAGUACACAGGCCCGCAGUCUCAUGGCCAAGCGCCGCCUCAACACCAGCAGCACCAGGGUCCCCCACAGCAGCACCAGGGUCCCCCACAGCAGCAUCAGGGUCCCCCACAGCAGCAUCAGGGUCCCCCACAGCAGCAUCAGGGUCCCCUACAGCAGCAUCCGCGGCAAUAUCAGCAGUACCACCAAAACCCGCCACAGCCGGCUCCUGCAGCACCAAAGCUGGCGCCUCCUGUCAACCUUCUCGACGACUCGCUCGAGGUGACUCUGCCUUCGCAACAAGGCAACCAAGCAUCCCUUCCGGUGCCGCCUGUGCCGCCAAACCCGCAGAAGGACGCCCUCCUCACGGCCCUCGGUCAGGCUCUCGCCUCGCAAACACGUCAGGUCGUAGCUUCGAACCAGGCUGCCGUGGCGCCCUUACGCGCGCAACAACAAGCGCUGCAGACUGCAUAUUCAAAACUUCAAGCCGAGUUGGGCGAACUGCAGCAUCUGGAUGCAGCGCUGGCUUCGAAUGAGCAGAUUCUGAAAGGUGCCAUGGUCGAAGCAGAUUGCGCCAUGGACGAUGCUCGAAGAAAACAGGCACCAGAUGUCGAUGACGUGCUUGUAGCGCCUACCGUAGUAGGGCAACAGCUAUACACUCUUGCGGCAGAGGAGAGAGGUAUCGCUGAUGCCUUGUUCGUUCUGGGUAGGGCACUUGACAGGGGGAGGAUUACUGCGGAUGUAUUUGUCAAGCAAACGCGAAGCCUAGCUCGCGAGCAGUUUCUGAAGAAGGCGCUGAUCAAGAAGAUCGCAAAGGGCAUGGCGCUGGACGAGUAUCAGAUGCGGUGAGAUCUGUGAUAAGACUCACCCGCCUGAUCCUACUCCACACAAUUACGCAUGCACAAUACAGUGCUGACCCUCUUCACAGCGGUGAUGCCUCGGGUAUACCAGGCAUCCACAUCUACAGGCCUGACAACAUGUCUGCAUCACCGUCCAGUACCCGAGCAGUACAUGAGCUAUCUGAUCAGUCUUCGAUUGGUACAGAGUCGAUCAGUUCACCGCAAGAGACCAUUGUUUAGACAGAUGCAUCCAAGCUCCUCGACGCUGCAGCUUACGGAUGCUUGCGUGAUGAUGAGGUUUGGAUAAACUCAAAAUGUGGAAGCGACGGUCGAUCCGGUACG